AUGCUAGGCCUGGUGGAGACCAAGAGACAGUUAGUGACUAAAUUUGAUAUAGCAAAAAUUUGGGGAAAUAGUUGUGCGGGGUGGGACUUUGUUGAAUCUAAUGGUGUUUCUGGUGGGUUGCUGUUAAUAUGGGAUGAUGAUUUUUUUAAAAUAAGAAAUAGCCACAAAGGGGAGAGAUGGUUGUGUUUUGAAGGAGAGGUAGUGAAAUAUAAUUUCCAGUGUGCUUUUAUUUUGGUAUAUGGUGCGCAUGAUAGAAAUGAGAAGCUUACUGUUUGGGAAGAGUUGAGUUACAUAGCAGGAUUAUGCCAGGUUCCCUGUUGCUUCAUGGGAGAUUUUAAUGAGAUUGUACAGGUCGAAGAAAGACGGGGCACUGAUAGCUUACCUCUGUCAGCUGAAGACUUCAAGCAUUGGAUACAGGAUAUGGGGGUGGUGGACUUACCGAUUAAUGACCGUAAUUUUACAUGGUUCAGAGGCCGAUCAUGCAGCCGGAUUGAUAGGGUCCUAGUUAGCCUGGAAUGGCUGGAAAAGUUUCCAGAGACUCGACUACAUGGUGGUCCUAGGGGCUUGUCUGACCAUUGUCCUAUUAUAGUGGAAGACAGGAGGUAG
Molecule: messenger RNA, 606 nt
Organism: Arachis ipaensis
Lineage: Eukaryota; Viridiplantae; Streptophyta; Magnoliopsida; Fabales; Fabaceae
Molecular function (GO): catalytic activity
Source: RefSeq, a predicted model, not a curated record